GAAAACAACUUAGUUUAAAUCUAGCGGACAGGCACUCAUAAUUUCUUUUAAAAUUAUUUGUUGAUUAUUUAUCUUAUAAGAUUAUAUGAAACAGACAAAACAUGAAUCUUUGGAACAAUAUUCAAACUUAUUUAACUGAAGAUUGGGAACGCUGUGAAACAGAAACUGGCCUUCCUUAUUAUGUUAAUCAUGUUUUACAAAAAACUCAAUGGGACCAUCCACAAUUUGUAAAACUCCUACAGUCAUUUGAAGAGUUAGACAACAUAAAAUUUGCUGCUUAUAGAACGUCAGCUAAACUUCGUCGUCUGCAAAAAUAUCUGAAAUUACAGCAGAUGACACUUAGUCAAAUAUCAUUGGCUUUUGAUCAGCAAGGGUUAGCUAAUAAUAUGCAGUCAUACGUUGAUUGUCGGCAAUUACAAAACAUAUUAACAAAGAUCGCUCAUCCUCUCUUAAAGUAUAUAGUGACAAAUAAGGAGUUCGAUUCUAUUAUACAGCAACUGGUAAAUUUAAUGUUAAACUUAUAUGAUGUCAAAAGGACAGGAACAGUUUACGUUACCAAAAUUAAAGUGGCCCUGUAUUUGUAUUCAUUGUUUGAAAAUGAUGACGGAAAGCUAUCUCGACAACAAUUAGGAGCUCUACUAAGAGCAGUUAUAUACAUACCAGAUUUAUUAGGAGAGAGUGAAGCGUUUGGUGGAACUAAUAUUUCUUCCGCUGUUCAUAGCUGCUUUAAAUUUACUGAUGCAGAUGUAAUAUCGGAAGAUGAAUAUAUGCAGUGGCUGGCUAAGGAGCCGCAAACUCUUGUCUGGCUAGCCACUUUUCAUCGAAUGAUUGCAGCAGAACACAUUAAUCAUGGAAUUAAGUGUGACGUUUGUAAAGGUCUACCAAUUGUUGGAUUCAGAUACAAAUGUCUACAAUGUUUUAACUAUAACUUAUGUCAGACCUGUUUCUUAACUUGCAAAGUGAGCAGAAAUCACAAACUUUAUCAUCCAACUGAAGAAUACUGUUUUGCGUCUUCGGCUUUCGAAAGUACAAGAGCUUUAUUCAAUAUUAUAAAAAAUAAUUUAAGCAAAAAGCGUCGAAGAAAAAUACGUUUACGUUAUCUUCCACCAAAUGAUGGAAAGAGCUUACAUAUAGAUAAAAGUGAUAGGCGCGAACUCGAAGAUAUUGUUCGAUGCUUGGAAAUGGAAAACAAACAAUUACGACAAAGUUUAAAAAAUGCUCAAGUUAUCAAUCCUACAUUUGAUGGCGAGCGAUUGCAACACCUCGAAGGACAAUUAAAUAGAUUAAAAAAAAUUUUACAUAAAAAUGAAGAUUUUGACAUUGUUGAUUAUUCCAUUUAUGAUAAUUUAGUGAAAUCACCACCGCCAAAAUAUGUUGACAAGUAUCAAAAGAAAUCUAAAGAAAUUUGCCGUAAUUUAGCUUCAAUUCUUGAUGAAGAUAUUGCACUUCAUAAUACGAAUAUAACACUACCUGAUAUCGAAAAUACAUUAAAUGUCAAUGAACUAGACCCCAAGUCGGAAUUUGAAGAAUUGUUGGAUGAAUUUCAGAAUGCUUUCUUAUCGGACUAUUCAACAAAUUAUUCACUUACAAGUAUGUCAGAUAGGAAAGAAAUUAGUUCAACCACAGAACUAUUCGAGUGUAUAGAAAUGAUUUCUACAGCUUUUGAUGAUUAUGUUGACACCUUAUUAACAUCUUCGAGUAGUAAUAUACGAUAG
This is a messenger RNA of Dimorphilus gyrociliatus, 1715 nucleotides long. Lineage: Eukaryota; Metazoa; Annelida; Polychaeta; Dinophilidae. The record is from the annotation of a GenBank genome assembly.